AUGUCUUCAGAUCCUCCUGGCCGCUCCCCGAUGUCCCGGCGGCAGUCCAUCCCGCUACAGAGCCUCGGGAUUCCCGGCUCCAACGAUGACGCACCAUCCCACGAUGGUUCCCAGCAACACCUCGAGUCUGCACGGCAACCACAGUCCCCCGGCGGUCCUGGGGCGACGUCUCUCGCGACAGUAUCACCAUACUGGGAUCAACCAUACGACACGCCGUCCGCUGCCCACGACCAUCCCAGCUCUCCCAUAGACGUGGCAGCCUUACAAUCUGCCCUCCCACCGGCCUUCCACAACUCAAGACAUGAUGCAGGCAGCAUGUCGUCGUGGCAGGCCGACCGGGAGCCGCCGUACAUGGACGAGUCGCCAAACCACGACUUUGCCGACGCCGAUACCAUCCCCCUCACCUCGAAUCCUCAGCACAUAUCAGGGGCGCUCUCUCCUACGGCCAUGGACGUCCAGUCCCGGGAUAGCUUCCAGACCGUCUCAGACCUCGACAAUGGCGCCCGCACACCUCGCGAUACACUACAUCCCGACGACGAUGUCGAGUUUGGCCGCCGCUCGAGGCGACACAACUUUGGCCUGACCCUGGCGCCCGACCAGUUUCCUUCUGCUGGAAACCGUUCUCGCUCGCCGUCCGUGACUGCGACCGGGGCAUUGCAGCGCGCUGGGUCCAUUGUUCGGGCAAUGUCGCAGCGUGUCGUCAAUAUCAGCGGCGAUGCAGAGAUUGCCGACCAGCGCGCAUCGAUGCACAGGUCGAGGUCCCCGAACGGUUCUGACCGCCACCGCAGUCGAGACGCAUCACCCAUCCCGUCACCCGUGGAGGAACCGGGCUCUCGGUCCCCAAUCCGGUCUCCUGGGGAGAAGGGUGGCGCACAAGACUACUUCUCUACCCCGAUCCCGGACCCAGGGCCGCGCCAACCGCCCCCGAACCCCCUCAAGGGCCGUACCUUGAAUAUUUUCGAAGCAAACAACCCCAUUCGGCUCUGGCUCUGUGACCUCUUGGUGAAGCCUUAUACCGAGCCCUUGAUCCUGUUGCUCAUCAUUCUCCAAACCGUUCUGCUCACAAUCGAGUCGGCUUCUAACGUCUUCACUCCUGGCCACGAGCGACCAACCCACUGGGGUCACCGAUGGAUCGACUGGGCGAUGCUGGGACUGUUCAUCGUCUUCACUCUGGAGCUCAUCGGCCGCAUCAUUGUUUCUGGCUUCUUCCUCAAUGCUGCCGAGUACAGCACGAUCGACAGGUCCAAGGGUAUCCGUGCGGCCGUUGUAGACCAGUAUAGAUCUAUAUUUCAGCCGCACAACAAUCGCAAGUCUGCCAAGGUUAGCAGCAUUCUCCCGCCUGAACCAGCGACCAUUUCACGCUCCUUUACAACCCUCAUGCAGACCCAGCAGACCAUGCCAGAGACGCUUGAGGAGCAGCAGCGCUUCCAACUGGCCCGUCGCGCCUUUCUGCGUCACUCUUUUAACCGCCUAGACUUUUUGGCCGUGUGUUCGUUCUGGAUGUCGCUCAUUCUAAGCAUUUCUGGAAUCGAGCACGCCUCCCAUUUCUACCUCUUUAGAAUGCUUAGCUGUCUCCGUAUUCUGAGGUUGCUAGCAGUGACACACGGAACUUCGAUAAUCCUGCGCAGUUUGAAAAAGGCGGCCCCUCUCCUUGUGCGGGUUGCCUUUCUCAUUCUCUUCUUCUGGCUUGUGUUUGCCAUUAUUGGUGUACAGAGUUUCAAGUCGAGUCUGUCACGUCAGUGUGUCUGGCUAGAUCCUCUAGACCCAACGAACAUGUCAGCCUCCUACACGAACGAAGAUGCAUUCUGUGGCGGUUAUCGGGACAACAAUACCGGCGCCAUCCUGCCGUGGGUGACCAUGGCCAAUGAGGGCUCGCUGGACCUACUCGUGAAGGGAACUGAAGAUGGCAAGGGUUUCAUCUGUCCUCGAGGUUCCAUAUGCCUGCAGCAACAGUCCCCGAAUGGCGGAACUGUCAACUUCGACGACAUUGCGCAUUCGUUCGAACUCGUCUUUGUCAUCAUGAGUGCCAAUACAUUUUCGGACCUCAUGUACAACACCAUGGGAUCAGACUACUCCCUAGCUGCCUUGUUCUUUGGGGCUGGCAUCAUGAUCAUGACGCUAUGGCUUGUCAACUUGUUGAUUGCCGUCAUCCUGUCUUCCUUCCAGGUCAUCCGCGAAGAAAGUAAGGCCAGCGCAUUCACCGGAGGGUCCAAUCGAGUCUCCCUGCUGGAUCCUGAAGAGGCAAUGCGACGCCUCUCCGGCCUCCAGAGAUGGUACAACAAGACGCGCUAUGUAUGGGUUGGCAUCAUUGCCUUUAAUCUCCUGAGUCAGGCUCUCCGCAGCACAGUCAUGCCACCCAGCCGCGAGGCUUUCAUCCGCCAGGCCGAAAUCUUCGUGACCAUUAUGCUCGACGUCGACAUCAUUCUACGUCUCAUAACCAACCGGCGGAGGUUCCACAAGAGUCGCGCUAAUCUGUUCGACCUGUUCCUCGCCAUUGUCACUUCUGUCAUCCUCAUACCGCCCAUUCCUGAGUCUGAAGCAUACCGGUGGCUCACCGUCUUCCAGAUCCUCCGGGUCUACCGAGUCAUCCUGGCCAUCCCAGUCACCAGAAAGAUCAUUAUGCUCGUUCUUGGCAAUGCUGCUGGUAUCGCCAACUUGACGAUGUUUGUCUUCCUCAUGACGUUUCUCAUGGCCAUUCUGGCAGCUCAGCUGUUCAGGGGCGAGAUACCAAUCCAUGACGACGGGGAACUGAACCGAGUUUCAUUCUACACCAUCUACAAUUCGUUUCUGGGCAUGUACCAGAUUUUAACCAGUGAGAACUGGACCGACAUCUUGUAUCUCGUUGGAGAGACCCUUCACCCCUACAACACUGCCUGGAUUGGAAUCGCCUUCUUGGUCGGCUGGUUCAUUGUUGCCUUCUUCGUUCUGGUCAACAUGUUCAUUGCUGUCAUUCAAGAGAAUUUUGACGUGUCGGAAGACGAGAAGCGACUAGAGCAAGUCAAAGCGUUUCUGCAGAAAAAGGACAUUGGAAACAACUCAAGCAACCUCGCAUUGUCGACCAUCUUCGGCAUGGGCAGGGCACGACACCGGAGAGAUCCGCUCGACUAUGGGCCAGCAAUCACCGAGAUGCUCCUCAAGGACGCGGUCGUGCGUGAGUUUCUCGACGAGCCCACCGAGGCCGAAGACCCUACCAUGGAUCACGGUCUGCAUCAUCGGGCGAGAAUACUCGAUCCCCAGGACAGUUUGACCGGCAGGAUCUGGAACAAGCUGGCUCAUCGGUUCACGAAGCAGGAGCCCAACCCAUUCUACACCAACACUACCCACGACUACCUGAACGACACGACGCUGAAUGCACGCGAGAUGGCUAAGCAGGCUGUGACGGCGGCGACAUCGCGGCGCAGGGCGCAGCGCGAGUAUCUCGCCAGGCACCCCACGUACAACGUGUCAUUAUACCUCUUCGCGCCGCAUAACAAGAUCCGCCGUCUCUGUCAAAGGUUAGUCGGCCCGGCUAGGGGGAGCGAGCGUUUUGAUGGAGUCGAGCCCAAUAAAUUUGCCUGGUACAUCUACUCGGCCUUCAUCUACGCCAUCGUCGUGGCCAUGGUGAUCAUUGCCUGUAUUACGACACCGCUGUAUCAGAAGGAACACCAAAGGCUUGACGAGAACCCGUCCACCUUCAAGUGGUAUGUAUGGACGGAUCUUAUCUUCUCCAUCGUCUUCACCAUCGAGGCCGUCAUCAAGACGAUUGCCGACGGGCUCAUCUCCACGCCCAACGCCUACCUCCGUAGCUCCUGGGGCUUCCUAGACUCGAUCGUGCUCAUCACCCUGUGGAUCAAUGUCGGCACACUCUUCAUCAACGACGGAGCCAUCUCUAGAGCCGUUGGCGCGUUCAAAGCCCUGAGGGCGCUACGUCUGCUCAACGUCAGUAACAGCGCGAGAGAUACGUUUCACUCCGUCAUCAUCAUGGGAUGGUGGAAGCUAUUCGGUGCCGCCGUCAUCUCCAUCUCUUUGCUAAUCCCGUUCGCCGUUUACGGACUGAAUCUCUUUGGUGGCAUGUUGGUCAAGUGCAACGAUGGCGACAACAUCAUCUUCCUGACGCAGUGCUUCGGAGAGUUCAACAGCACCCCUUUCAGCGAAGACUGGCCGAUGCUCGCACCUCGUGUCGCAUCUAACCCAUUUUUCGACUUUGAUGACUUUGCCUCGUCUCUCUUCGUUCUCUUCCAGAUUGUCAGCCAGGAGGGCUGGGUUGAUGUGUCUUUCACCGCCCAGAGCAUCACUGGAAAGCUGCGGCAGCCGUCAGACCUGGCAUCGCAGGGCAACGCCAUAUUCUUCGUCGUCUUCAACCUGCUCGCGACCAUCUUCAUCCUCACCCUGUUCAUUUCUGUCUUUAUGCGCAACUACACCGAGCAGACCGGCAUGGCAUUCCUGACGGCGGAGCAGCGCUCGUGGCUGGAAUUGCGAAAGCUGCUACGGCAAAUCUCGCCGUCCAAGAGCUCGUACACCAAGGUCGGCCACCAGAAGUGGAAGCAGUGGUGCCACAAGAGAGCGACUGAAAAAAGCGGCAAGUGGUACCAAGGAGUGACGCUCAUACUGGUACUGCACUUCAUUCUACUCAUCGUGGAAUUUGCUGGUGAGCCAUUCUGGUGGACAUACACGCGCAUCGUCAUCUUCCUCUUGUUCAUCUUCAUCUACAUUGCCAACAUCUUUGUGAGGAUAGUCGGACUAGGGUGGAGCCGCUUCCGGCGGAGCUCUUGGGACUUGUACUCUCUCUUCUGCGUGUCGGGGGCGUUCAUCACCACCGCGGCCGUACUGGGUCUCAACAGCAAGGACACGGUAAUGCAGCUGCACAAGGUAUUCCUGGUGUCCAUCCUGUUCCUCAUCAUCCCGCGCAACGACGCGCUGGACCAGCUAUUCAAGACGGCAGCAGCCAGUCUGCCGGUCAUCAGCAACCUGCUAGCGACGUGGCUGGUGCUGUUCCUAGUGUUCGCCAUUGCCUCUACGCAAGCGUUUAGUCUGACGCGCUUCGGCGAGGAGGCGGGCAACGACAUCAACUUCCGCAGCGUGCCCAAGGCGCUGAUCCUGCUGUUCCGCACGAGUUUCGGCGAGGGCUGGAACGCGGUCAUGGAGGAUUUUGCGGCCAUCGAGCCUCCACUGUGCGUGGACAAUGCCGACUUCUUCCAGAGCGACUGCGGCAGCAAGAACUGGGCGCGCUUCCUGUUCAUCGCGUGGAACAUUCUGAGCAUGUACAUCUUUGUCAACCUGUUUGUGUCACUCAUCUACGAGAGCUUCAGUUACGUGUACCAGCGGUCGAGCUGGGUGGCGGCCGUGGACCGCGACGAGAUCCGACGGUUCAAGGAGGCUUGGCGCAGCGUCGACCCGGCGGGCACAGGGGCUAUCAGCAAGGAGGUGUUCCCGAGGCUGCUCAGCGAGCUGUCGGGCGUCUUCCAGAUGCGCAUCUACGACGGCGAGGACUCGGUGCACUCCAUCAUGGACGAUUCGCGGCCCGGCGAAGACGAGGCGGCAGCGGCGCGGGCCAACGGACACAACUCAAUUGUCGACGUGAAGAACAACCGCAUCGAUGUCAACAAGCUCAACCAGAGGCUGGACCAGCUCGACGUGGUCAAGAUCCGCGAGAAGCGUCGCCGGUUCAAAAUUUUCUACGAGGAAGUUCUUGUCAGCGCAGACCCGGACAGGGGCAUCACCUUUACCAGCGUCCUCAUGAUCCUCGCGCACUACAACAUUAUCAAGGAUAGCAAAAGCCUCAAGCUCGACGAGUUCCUGCGUCGUCGUGCCCGUCUGCAGCGAGUCGAGGAGUCUGUCCGUCGCAAGACGGUGCAGGGGUUCUUUGACACCUUGUACUGGACUAGAAGAUUCAAGAAGCACAUGGAGGCGAAGCGCGCGUCACGCAUGACAACGAUACCCCAACUAGACAUCCCGGACAUCUUUGUCGAUGACAACGAGACCUCUCAGGCGCGCGGGUCGCUGAGUCCAGGCGGGCCGACCACGCACCUCAGCGUCCAGGGAAGCAUUGGCGGCUCUGGAGGUGACUACUUUGGCUCGCAGCCGUCGUCGCCGGACUCGCCCAGCAGCAGGAAGGGAAACCCAAUCUCUUGGCACGGCGCGGGAGACCGCCACCCGCUGAGCUUCCCCCGGUCGGCGACAUCAUCACCCUCACCUCCAGGGACACCGCUGGGGAUGGGCUUCGAUGCUCUCGACGGUCAAGGGGGAGCACGUCGGUCGUCUGGCGUGGACCGCACAAGCAGCAGCCGCAGCAGAACCGGCAGCGUGUUGAGUCCGACACAGGCUAGCGAUAUGCUAGAAGACUCCAUCUGGCUCGAGACGAUUCGGCGAAGCACGACGAUUCGCAGACCUCCUCCGUCUGGCUGA
Geosmithia morbida is the source of this 6384-nucleotide messenger RNA. RefSeq names its product voltage-dependent calcium channel. Gene Ontology annotation, molecular function: calcium ion binding; high voltage-gated calcium channel activity. The transcript is spliced from 3 exons. The record is from RefSeq and is a predicted model, not a curated record. Bases 1 to 6384 code for a protein of 2127 amino acids. Lineage: Eukaryota; Fungi; Ascomycota; Sordariomycetes; Hypocreales; Bionectriaceae. Gene Ontology annotation, biological process: calcium ion import across plasma membrane. Gene Ontology annotation, cellular component: membrane; voltage-gated calcium channel complex.